AUAUUGGUAGCUCAUCAUCGAUCCAGCAGCACACAGACGAGCCGACACAAGCAGUUAGCUAUAGCUGCUAGCCUGAUCGCCAAUGGCCACCGCCGGCAGCAAGCAAGGAGGAGGCUCGUCCAAGCCGCCUGCGGCUGCUGGUCAGGAGUUGGACCCGAGGUACGAGUGGGAGGAGAACGCCAGCAGCUUCAUCCUCCGCAUCCACCUCUCAGGCUUCAGGAAACAAGAUUUCAGGGUGCAAGUCGACGGCGCCGGCCGCCUCACCGUCCGCGGCCAGCGCUCCGACGCCGCCGCCGCCAACGCCAACGCCAGGCACUCCCGCUUCAACAAGGUCUUCCAGCUGCCAUCCACCUCCAACCUCGACGACAUCGCCGGCCGCUUCGACCUUGGAGUCCUCACGCUCACCGUGCCCAAGCGCCUGCCCGCGCCCGCAAAGGAAGACCAGCAGCAGGCCAAGAAGCCCGAGGAUGCCGAUGCCGAUGCCGCUGCCGCCACCAAGCAGGUGGCGGGAGCCAAGGGCGCCAAAUCGGAGCCGGAGCAGCAGCACAAGGAGGCGGCGGCAAAGGAAGAUAAGCCCAAGGCGGCCGCCGCCGCCGCAGCACCUGCACCGGCAGCCGACACGACGGCAAAGGAAGAUAAGCCCAAGGCCGCCGCCGCAGCACCUGCACCGGCAGCCGACACGAAGAAGCAGCCCGAGACGCAGGCCAACGCAGAGAGCAAGGCGACGGAUCCGACCGAAAGCCUGGCGGAGCGGCGCACCGAGGAAGAGCGGGCCAAUGCAAAUGCUGCAGCUGCGGCGGAGCACCAGAGAAAGGCAUGCCGUGGCUUCAAGGAGCGCGUGGCGGAGGAGCUCCAGGGGCUGGCGGGCUCCGAGUGGGCGGAGGGCCUUGUGGAGACGGUCAAGAGGAACAGGGAGGUGAUCGCCGUCGCCGUCGCCGCCUUCUCCCUCGGCGUAUUCGUCUCCAGCAGGCUCUUCUCCAGGUCCAGCAGGAACUAGAAGCCAACCAUGCAUGCAUCUCUGUGACAAUCGUAAUAGCGCUUGUCACCACCACAAACUACGUGACACAUACAGUCCAUGAUGUGGAUAUAUACAUGCACUGCACAGACACAAGUGAAUUGUAAACAUGUUUAUAAAUGUAACAGUGUU
Messenger RNA from Zea mays, 1147 nucleotides. RefSeq lists its product as uncharacterized. The record is from RefSeq and is marked validated. NCBI's taxonomy places the organism in Eukaryota, Viridiplantae, Streptophyta, Magnoliopsida, Poales, Poaceae. The coding region runs from base 83 to 997 and encodes 304 amino acids. The transcript has 2 exons. Gene Ontology annotation, biological process: cellular response to heat.